CUUCUCAUUGAUACAGGAUGUAAGAUCGACACCACAGAUAUCAAUGGAUACACAGCUUUACAUUGGGGUGCUCAGAGGGGAUAUCUACAGACCACAAGAUGUCUGGUAGAACAAGGAGGUGCCAGUCCCUUGGUUACAACACGUCGGGUAAUAUUUUAUAGUAUAUACCCAGUGUUCAAGUAUUAAGUAAUGAAUCACUAAAAUGAUGUAUAAGAUAUGUUUGGUCAAAUUGCUUUUUUUUCAAGGCUAUAGUUAAAAGUCAUAUGAUCCUUUAAAUUGGACUUAAAAUAUGAAAAAGUUAAAAAGACUUGAAUGGCUUAAUUUUACUAUAAAACACAUGAACAUAGACUAUUAUACUUGCUGUAAUUAAAAUCAGUGUAAACAAACAAAUUGUCAAACAAAACUUACACCAAUCCGUUGUCAUGACAAUUAUAACAAAGACAAAUUACUAGACAAUAUUUUUAUGUUCAAUAAGGAGGAAAUAAAAAUUGUUUUAUUAGUUUUAUAUUGUGUUGGCACUUAGAAAAUAAUUUGAAAGAGAUGAUCCUAUAAAGACUAUAUUUUUUUUUCCAAUUCCUGUAUUCAAGAUGUCAAGUGGCAGAGAUACCUAACAUCUUUGUCAAAAUUUAUUUAUUUGCUUAUUUAAACAAUAACACCAGUGAUAACACUAAAAACUAUAAAAUGCUGUAAAAUAACAAUAUACAGAUAUAGGAGGGUGUGGAUGGGUUAUACAGAUAAAGGAGGGUGUAGAUGGGCUAUACAGGUAUAGGAGGGUUUGGAUUGGUUAUACAGAUAUAGGAGGGUAAGGAUGGGGUAUACAGAUAUAGGAGGGUAAGGAUGAGGUAUACAGAUAUAGGUGGGUGUGGAUGGGGUAUACAGAUAUAGGAGGGUAAGGAUGGGGUAUACAGAUAUAGGAGGGUAAGGAUGGGGUAUACAGAUAUAGGAGGGUAAGGAUGGGGUAUACAGAUAUAGGAGGGUGUGGAUGGGGUAUACAGAUAUAGGAGGGUUUGGAUUGGUUAUACAGAUAUAGGAGGGUAAGGAUGGGGAAUACCGAUAUAGGAGGGUGGGAUGAGGGAUACAGAUAUAGGAGGGUAAGGAUGGGGUAUACUGAUAUAGGAGGGUAAGGAUGGGGUAUACAGAUAAAGAAGGGUGUGGAUGGGGUAUACAGAUAUAGGAGGGUUUGGAUUGGUUAUAUUGAUAUAGGAGGGUAAGGAUGGGGUAUACAGAUAUAGGAGGAUGUGGAUGGGGUAUACAGAUAUAGGAGGGUUUGGAUUGGUUAUACAGAUAUAGGAGGGUAAGGAUGGGGUAUACAGAUAUAGGAGGGUGGGGAUGAGGGAUACAGAUAUAGGAGGGUAAGGAUGGGGUAUACUGAUAUAGGAGGGUAAGGAUGGGGUAUACAGAUAAAGGAGGGUGUGGAUGGGGUAUACAGAUAUAGGAGGGUUUGGAUUGGUUAUACUGAUAUAGGAGGGUAAGGAUGGGGUAUACAGAUAUAGGAGGGUAAGGAUGGGGGUAUACAGAUAUAGGAGGGUGUGGAUGGGAUAUACAGAUAUAGGAGGGUGUGGAUGGAAUAUACUGAUAUAGGAGGGUAAGGAUGGGGUAUACAGAUAUAGGAGGGUUUGGAUUGGUUAUACUGAUAUAGGAGGGUAAGGAUGGGGUAUACAGAUAUAGGAGGGUAAGGAUGGGGGUAUACAGAUAUAGGAGGGUGUGGAUGGGAUAUACAGUUAUAGGAGGGUGUGGAUGGAAUAUACUGAUAUAGGAGGGUAAGGAUGGGGUAUACAGAUAUAGGAGGGUGUGGAUGGAGUAUACAUAGGAGAGUGUGGAUGGGUUAUUCUGAUAUAGGAAGGGUGUGGACGGGUAUACAGAUAUAGGAGGGUGUGGAUGGGGUAUGCAGAUAUAGGAGGAUUUGGAUGGGGUAUACAGAUAUUGGAUGGUGUGGAUUGGGUAUACAGAUAUAGGAGGGUGUGGAUGGGGUAUACAGAUAUAGGAGGGUAUGGACGGGGUAUACAGAUAUUGGAUGGUGUGGAUGGGGUAUACAGAUAUAGGUGGAUGUGGAUGGGGUAUACAGAUAUAGGAGGAGGUGGAUUGGGUAUAGAGAUAUAGGAGGGUUUGGACGGGUUAUACAGAUAUAGGAGGGUGUGGAUUAGGUUUACAGAUAUAGGAGUGUGUGGAUUGGGUAUACAGAUAUAGGAUGGUGUGGAUUGGGUAUACAGAUAUAGAAGGGUGUGGAUGGGGUACCGUAGAAAGGCUUGUAUAGUCAGCGGUUUUAUUCUCAAAAAUUGGACCUUCCUGACGGGGUGCGGACUAUAGAGUACAAUAAGCAAGAAAUAAGAGAAAAAUUUCAAUUUCGCGGGCGAGGUGGUUUGUUUACGUUCCGCCAUCUUUGUAUUUAUAUUGUAGAGGGCGCUUUUAUCAUUUUUCAAACUAAUAAUUUUAACUCACCCAUAUUAAUAAAUUAUUUCUAUUCAAUAUCUGAUAAAUAUAAAAACUAAACCUUUCAUUACAAAUUUCUCGUUUCUUUUCAAUGCAUUGGUUGAAAUAAACUGGUAUCUGCUUGAUUGAAACGAUACAAACAUAGUGAAAAAGACAACCGUAAACCAGCUUAGAAUUUGUAAACUACAAAACAUAAUCGGUUAUUGUUCGUUCCGUUUUGGUGUUUCAUACUGACUAAUAUGGUUUGUAUUCGCUUAAGACCCUUCAAACAUUAAUGUGAUAGAUAUAUUAAAGACUUUUUUACAAAAGGAUGGAACUGUUUUACUUUCAAAGUCGUAUUAUAGUGAUAUCUGUUAUGUACGGAUUUCGACUCUCACCAGUUAAUUUCUUCUUUUUCAUGUGCUUUUUAAACUUCCUGUUUAAACAUACACAAGUUUCUAAAUUGUUUUUUAAGUGAAUUAAACUUAUUUUAACAAUCAUGAAGCGUUCUAGAAUCAUUUACAAGCAGUUUCAGCUUCUGUUUGAUGAAGGAAAACAGGUUUUUCCAAGAAAAUACCGCAAACGACUGCACAGGAUUUGAAAUUACCGGAGAAGUGGGUGCGGACUAUGUACCAGUGCGAACUAUACAAGCCUUUCUACGGUAUACAGAUAUAGGAGGGUAAGGAUGGGGUAUACAGAUAUAGGAUGGUGUGGAUUGGGUAUACAGAUAUAGGAGGGGACAGACUCCAUACGAUCUAGCAGCAGAAUGGAAGAGAGGGCAGUAUAAAGAAGUGAUGGAGUACUUACAGACUGUCAUGUCAGAGAAAUCUUCAGGUGUGACGGCUGGACAAGGGAUAAAAGAUGAUAUAGUUCCAACUGAAAUCAAAUUAAUGGCUGACAAAAGGUCGGUUCCCUUGUACCUCGAAUUACUUGAGUCAGGAUCUGAAAAAAAGAGAGACAUACGUUUAGUUAUAGUUGGGAAGAAUGGCGCUGGAAAGACAUCGUUGAUUAAAAGAUUGUUCUCUGAAGAGAAUACAGAUGUAACUAGUACAAAUGGAAUAGAAAUCCACACAAUAAAAUGCAAAGCAAUGUCUGAUGAUGGCAUAUGGAAUAAGUUAGAUGGAACCGAUGAAGAAACUGAAAUUCAUGCACGACUUUUGAAACAAUACAAAGAAACAAUUGAAGCAUCAGUAGAAGAAGGAAUACAUAAAGCUACAUGUAUAAGGGAAAACACACCAUUGACAAGUUUUGAGGAGUCAAAAGAAUCAGAGAAAGUAACCCAGCAGCCUAAAGUAAUGACACCUUCAGUAACCACUAACUCUCUAGUUGAACAUCCAGUAACCUCGCAGCAACGUAGUCUGUCAUUAGAACAGGCAAAACAUGAUAUUGAAAGCAUGCUUAAAUCUAAUGUUGAUUUACAUGACAAAGAGGAGUAUGCCACAUUAUUGUUGUGGGAUUUUGCCGGAGAUGAAGAAUUUUACCACACACAUCAAACAUUUUUAUCACCAGAUGCGAUUUAUCUAGUAGUUACAAAACUCAAUGAGGCUGACGAUAAAAGUGCACAAGAGAUGUUUCAGUUGUGGAUGAACUCAAUUCAUUGCUACUGUAGACCCAAAAGUAAUGAUGAAGAAGUGCAUAGGAAAGAAAAUGAUAAUUACAUUUAUCCACCAGUAGUUCUUGUUGGCUCACAUAAAGAUAAAGUUGAACUUACUGAGGGAGAAGAGAUUGAGGACAGAUGCAGAGCUUGUCUUGAUAGAUAUGUCCAAGAUGUGUCAGAAGAUGCGCGAAGACAUUUAUCAAAAGAGUAUGAAUACUUGAUUUCAAAUACAGAAGAUAACUCUUGUGUAUUCAAGAAAAUACGACAAAAUCUCUUAAACUUAGCCAAAACAAUGAAAACCUGGAAUAUGGACUAUCCACUUAAAUUUAUUCAGUUGGAAAAACGUCUUCAGCAGAGGAAGAAGAAGUUACCAAUUAUUGAAUUUCGUGAACUUAAGGACAUUUCUACUGAAACUCAAAAGCCACUUACUCACAAAGAACUUAAGUUUUUCUUGGAAUUUCACCAUGAAAUGAGAACUUUAGUAUAUUUUGAGGAUCUUUCUGAUUAUAUUAUAUUAGAUACACAGUGGUUGUCUAAUGCUUUCAAAUGUAUUAUAACAGCAAAGAAAUUCCAAUCAGACGCAAGUCGUCAUCUUGUUAAAGAUAAAUGGGAUGAUUUGAAUGUCAGAGGAUUAUUACAUAGUGUGGUUUUAGAAAAUAUAUUAGACAGAAAUAAGAAAAUUUUUGAAUUUGAAGAAGAAGAGCACCCUAAUGAUAAGCACAAAGAUCAUAUCCUGAAAGUCAUGGAAAAAUUUGAUAUUAUCAUACGACCAAAAACAUCAGACCAAGUUGCUGCUGAUGAGAAACCUCUGUACUAUGUACCAUGCAUGGUAAAAGCAGUACCUGGAAAGGACAUAUAUGAAAUGUUUAAUGUGACAAAAGAUACAUGUAGGAUAUCUACUUGGUUGUGUUUCCAGUUUAGCUUUCUACCACCACAUCUAAUGAAUCAUUUAAUUGCUUCUCUGAGCCGGAAUUAUGAAGUUGCAGAAGUGGGUGUUACCAGACAAGAGCAAAGUAAAAUUGCUCUUUUCAAAAACAUUGCUGUUUUUGAGUUACAGAAGAAUACAAAGUUAACAAAAUUACUUGUUAUGACAUUCCGAAAUAUUAUUCAGAUACAAGUUUGGGAUUUUGUGGCAGAAAUUAAAGCUGGACAGUUUAAAUUCAUUGCCGACUUUAUGACACAGGAAAUAAACAAAAUAAUACAUACACGAUUCAAGAUGUCAACUGUAGAAUUUUCAAAAAAGUGGGAUUGUGGUUUUAAAAAGCCAGAAUGUAUGACAGAAUCAAGGAACUUUGAUAUUGUUGGAAAAUAUUACUGUACAACAUGUCUUGAACCACACACCUUCACUGAUGAAUGGUCAGACCAGCCAAAGCCGCCUAAGAGUUUGGAAGCUGCGUCAGGAUUAAAAUCUGACAUAGAAGACACCUCUCAUACAAACAUUAUUCCAGAAAACCCACCCAAGAGUUGUGAAGCUGACAUAAAAGGCAUCUCUCAGACCAACAUUAUUCCGGAAAAUCCACCAAAGAGUUUAGAAGUUGCCACAGGAUUGACAUCUGACAAAGGAGACACCACUCAAACCAGCAUCAUUCGAGAAAAUGAACAGAAGUGUGACCAUAAAGGCACCAUCAAAGAUAACUAUAACUAUAUCGUGCAGCAUAUAUUAGAUGUAAGUGAAAUCUUAGAUCGAAUGAUGACACAUUUGGUAAUAUCAGUAGACGACAGACGCGUCAUUGAAAAUGACAAAAGGCAAGAUGGUCGGACCAAAAAAUUGCUCAAUAUAGUGAUUGGAAGGGGAGGGACAACCAACAAUGUGUUUAUUGAUGUAUUAAAAGAUUGUGGUUACAACGAGAUCGCAGACAAUUUGAUAAAAGAGUCGGAGAAUGAUUGUCAAAGUUCAAAAUUAGAUUUAGAAGAGGUUCCAGCAUAUAAAAUACGUCUACAGAAGAAUUACUUUGAAAUAAUCAACACGUUAAAACACAACGACCAGUAGAUCGUUCGAAACAGUGAAAUAUGAAAAUACUGGGAAAUAAUUGAAACAAUUUCUGUAAAAGAAGAAAAAAAAAUCAGCUUGCUUUUUCAAAUCUACUCAAAUGAACCCUGCAUGAAGUACAGCAAACAGACCACAUAGAAAAAGGUGCACUAGAGAUAGCUGUUGCAAAGUCCAAAUUACAGACAGUUGUUCUUUUUGGAUGUACCCAUCAUUUAUUCGGUUAUAUAUUUGUUAAAUGGAAUGUAUCCAUCCUUUUUUGUAUCUUAGUUGAUGAAAUCAAAAUGUAUUUAGGUGUAAAUUAAUCGCACACAUUUUAAUGGCCCAACUAUGGGCAUUAUUUUUUUCGGUCAGUCCAUUCGUUCGUUCGUUCAUUAUUGCAUUCGUUUGUUCGUCUGUUCGUCUGUCUGUCUGUCCUGCUUCAGCUCAAAGUUUUUGGUCAAUGUAGUUUUUGUCGAGCCUGCGACUUUUGUCGCAGAAAGCUCGACAUAGGGAUAGUGAUCCGGCGGCGGCGUUAGCUAACUUCUUAUAAGCUUUAUAUUUUAGAAGGUGGAAGACCUGAAUGCUUCAUACUUUGUAUAUGGAUGCCUCAUGUUACGAAGUUUCCGUCAGUCACAUGUUCAAUGUCCUUGACCUCAUUUUCAUGGUUCAGUGACUACUUGAAAAAAAAGUUAACAUUUUUUGUAAUGUUAAAAUUAUAAGUAGUAGGAUAACUAUAUUUGGUAUGUGCGUACCUUGCAAGGUCCUCAUGCCUGUCAAACAGAUUUCAUUUGACCUCGACCUCAUUUCAUGGAUCAGUGAACAAGGUUAAGUUUUGGUGGUCAAGUUCAUAUAUCAGAUACUAUAAGCAAUAGGUCUAGUAUAUUCGGUGUAUAGAAGGACUGUAAGGUGUACAUGUCCAACUGGCAGGUGUCAUCUGACCUUGACCUCAUUUUCAUGGUUCAGUGGUUAUAGUUAAGUUUUUGUGUUUUGGUCUGUUUUUCUUAUACUGUAUGUAAUAGGUCUACUAUAUUUGGUGUAUAGAAUGAUUGCAAGGUGUACAUGUCUAGCUGGCAGGUGUCAUCUGACCUUGACCUCAUCUUCAUGGUUCAGUGGUUAUAGUUAAGUUUUUGUGUUUUGGUCUGUUUUUCUUGUACUGUAUGCAAUAGGUCUACUAUAUUUGGUGUAUGGAAUGAUUGUAAGGUGUACAUGUCUAGCUGGCAGGUGUCAUCUGACCUUGACCUCAUUUUCAUGGUUUAGUGGUCAAAGUUAAGUUUUUGAGUUUUGGUCUUUUUUUUCUAAUACUAUAUGCAAUAGUUCAACUAUAUUUGGUGUAUGGAAAUAUUUUAUGAUCUAUAUGUCAGUCACACAGGUUUUAUUUGACCUUGACCUCAUUUUCAAGGUUCAUUGCUCAGUGUUAAGUUUUUGUGUUUUGUCUGUUUUUCUUAAACUAUAAGCAAUAGGUCAACUAUAUUUGUUGUAUGGAAGAAUUGUUAGCUGUAUAUGCCUGCCUAGCAUGGUUCAUCUGACCUUGACCUCAUUUUCAUGGUUCAUUGGUCAAUGUUUAGUUUACUUUGUUAAUGUUAAGUUUAUGUGACAGUUGUAAUAAAGCUUUAUAUUAAGGACUACCAACAUAAUAUCAAUGAUUAGUAAAGAAGGCGAGACAUUUCAGCGUGUGCACUCUUGUUGAUGAAGUUGAUGUAUAUUCAACUUGAAACUGAGUACACAUGUUCUCUGUGAUAGGAUCUUUAUAAUUGCAAUGCCAAAUUAGAGUUGUGAUUCCAAUAUCACAGUCCACUGAACAUAGAAAAUGAAAGUGCAAGUGGGGCAACCGUGUACUAUGUACACAUUCUUGUUUCCAAAUUAUACACAGUGAAUGGUCAAUAAAAAGGAAGGAAGAUAGUACAAAAGGACUCAUUGAAAACAAGUAUUCAUUAUAUAUUAAUCUGAAAGAUUAAUUGUUAAAUGAUAUGUUUUAAUUGAAACUUACAUUUUAUAGCAAUUUUAGGGCAAAUUCUAGUUCAAACAAGAAAUAAUUUGAGACUGGAAUAGUUUUGCAUUCGGGAAAAUAACUUAGAAAUUUAUGAUGAAAACUAACCCAACAAAGUAGGGUUAGCCAUGCACGCAUGGCUAAGGUUCAUUUUACUUUAUUAAUAUUUCAGUAGGAACUAAAUAACCCCCUUAAUAGCCAUGCACGCAUGGUUAACCGUCCCUAUUUAUGUUACUUUUCAUUAAGCAUGUGUCAAACCUUUCUUAUCAAUUUGUCGGAAUUCAAAAUAAUUCCAGAUUCAAAUAAUUUCUUGUUUUUAUAUGACCGCAAAAAAUUUGUUGGGUAUGUAUAAUGCUAUGAUGUCGUCGUGGACUGCGUCGUCGUCCGAAGACAUAUUUUUUUUCCAGACAAUAACUUUAGUUUAAGCAAAUGGAUCUCUAUGAAAUUUUACACGAAAUUUCAAUACCACAAAAGGAAGGUUGGGAUUGAUUAAUGGGGUUAUGGUACCAACAGUUUAGGAAGUAGGGGCCACAAAGGGGCCCAAAACAAGCACAUUUGUAGUUUCCGGACAAUUAGUUGUGUGUAAGUGUAUGGAUCUCUCUGACAUUGAAACCACAAGGUUCCAUAUAACAAAGGGAAGGCUUGGAUUGAGGUUUGGGGUAAUUGCCCCAAACAUGCAGGAAUCAGGGGCUAAAAGGGGGGCUACAAAAGAAGCAUUUUUGUAGUUUCCAGACAAUAACUUGUGUUUAAGUGUAUGGAUCUCUCUAAAAUUACACUACAAGGUUCCAUACUACAAAGGGAAGGCUGGGAUUGAGUUUGGGGGUAAUUGCUCCAAUUGCGGGGGGUUCAAAAUGUUUGGGGGAUUUUUUUUUUCCAAUUUUUUUAAGGGGUUCAUAUUUUUUUUUUUCAAAAUUUUUCAAAUUUCAAAUUAUUUGAAAAGUUUCAAGAAGAAGUCAUCAAAUGCACAUAUUGCGCAAAAGAUCUUUGACCGCAUUUAUUUUGUGUCAGAAACCUAUCUUAUGUCAAAAAUUUGAUCACAAACUAAAUCCAGACUUUAUCAAGCUUGAAUAUUGUGUCCAAAUUUGCCCUAACUGUUCAGGGUUCGACCUCUGCGGUUGUAUCAGGCUGCGCUCAGCGAAGCAUUUUAUUAUUUAAUAUACGGAGAAAAUAACUUAAAGGGGCACUAGCUGUCAAAUUCAUGUUCACCAAUUUGAUUCAUAACAAUUUAUAACAUUUAUCCAUCUAUUAAAAGUCUAAAAUAAACAAUUUACAAGGCAUGGCCUCGAUAAUAUGUAGCUUCGUUUCAUGUGUAUUCUAGUCUAGACGCCAUCUAAUUAACUAUCGAGUUGACCUCCGAAGUCCUCCGAUGACCAUAUAAGCGAUGUAAACAUAAAUAUAGAAAUAAAUAGAUUAAGCGAACUCGUGCUUUUGGAUUUUUCUAGGUCUGUUUAAUUUCAUAUUAUAGAUUAAAAAUAUAUGUUUAUCAUCGUUUUUACCUGUAUAAGAAUGAUUUGUUGUGGAUCGAAUCAGUCAAUCAAAUGAUUUACCUUUGUUUCACUUUCAAUGUUGACUUUCUUUUCCUUUAAAUAACUUUACACGCACAAUGCAUGCGUUAUCCAUCUCUAGCUAAGGGGUUAAAUUGAAGUUCACAUGAAUACGGAUUCAAUGAGGUCGAAUUAUUCACUUGCAAGUGAAUAAUUCAUCAUCAAUGUUUCUUAGCUUAUAUCGACAAAUUGAACCAUACUGGCUGCUAAAAGCGAAUAAUUAUUUCACUAUUUUACUUUCAUUAAUGAUUCAACAAAAAAAAUCAUAUUUUAAAUUUUUUAUAUAUCUCGUAGCUAGUGCCCCUUUAAUACUUUCAUUUGCUGCUUAUCACUUGAGAGUUUCGAUGAAAAGUAGACUUAAGCUUGAUCUUUCUAUCAAACAGUUUGAAUAAGAAUUAAAUGGUUGUUGAAACAAUGCAUAAUAGCUGAAAUUUGACUCUAUAGGAAAAACCAAUGCAUAAUCAGUAUUCGUCGAAUUAUCAUAGUUGAAUGAAAACAGGACAAUAUGUUUUGACUUUAAGGAUAGGAAACAUAUCGAGCAUGUUUUGUGAAAAUCUUUCAGUUUGUUUUCUGAAAUAAUCUGAUAAUUUUUUUAUGUUUUGCAUAUCUAAAUAAGGUUGGACUCCUUUAAAUUUCCUUUAGUUCCGCCAAAAUGUUGAUUUAUAACAGUUAAAGAAUUUGUAUGAAUAGCUUACCAAAAAUCGUUCUAUAUGGAUACAUUAUUUCUAUUUCUGUUCACCCUGAAAUAAUAGUCUUAAUUUUAGAGAAGGGGCAGAUUCUCUCUUUGAUAUUUCAAACAAAAAUAAACAUUUAGAUCAAACUGCAGUCUUGGGGUUUUUCAUGAAUCAUUUUAAAUAAGCAUUAACUUAUAAAUCAAUUAAAAUGUACGUUUUUGUUAUUAAAGAGUGUUUUAGUCCAUAUUCCUGAGUUUGAUAGAGAUUCUUGUGUUAUGUAAUUGCUUGGUGUAAAAUUAUGUAGAUUCGUGUGGUUUUUUUUCAGUGCAUAUUUGCAGAUUUUUGAAUCAAUUGAUUGUUCACUGUAUCAUGCAAUAGAUUAAUGAUUCAUUCUGUUGCUCCAUGCAUUCUGAUAAAGUUUUGAUUGUUCAGUGCAUUCUAGUGUUAAUACUUUAGUCCUAUUUUUUUUUAAUUGUUUUGUUGUUUAAUGCGUCAUCUAUGCAUCAGGAACUUCUUAGGAAAAAAGAUAAGUUAGCAAAAUCCUUUAACUUUACGUUCCGCUAUAUAGAUGAUGUUCUCUCACUAAGUAAUACAAAUUUGGUGACUAUGUUGAACGAAUCUAUCCCAUCGAACUAAAGAUAAAGGAUACUACAGAUACAGUUAAGUCUGCCUCAUAUCUUGACUUACAUCUAGAAAUUGACAAUGAGGGUCGGUUGAAAACAAAACUUUACGACAAAAGAGAUGAUUUCAGCUUCCCAAUUGAGAACUUUCCUUUUCAAUGUAGCAACAUUCCAGCAGCGCCUACAUACGGAGUAUAUUUACAUUGUAUCGUAGAUCAAAUUUAUUCGUUCAACGAUGUUCAUUUGAUCACUACAUCUUUUGCUUGAGUUAAGCCAUUCCAAUUGAUAUUUUAUAGUGUGUCUUUUUAUUAGCUCACCUGGCCCGGAGGGCCAAGUGAGCUUUUCUCAUCACUUGGCGUCCGUCGUCCGUCGUCGUCGUCGAUAGCUUUUUACAAAAAUCUUCUCCUCUGAAACCACUGGACCAAAUUUAACCAAACUUGGCCACAAUCAUCAUUAGGGUAUCUAGUUAAAAAAAUGUGUCCGAUGACCCUGCCAACCAACCAUGAUGGCCGUCAUGGCUAAACAUAGAACAUAGGGGUAAAAUGUAGAUUUUGGCUUAUAUCUCUGAAACCAAAGCAUUUAGAGUAAAUCUGAAAUAGGUUAAAACUGAUUAUCAGGUCAAGAUCUAUCUGCCCUGAAAUUUUCAGACAAAUCUGACAACCUGUUGUUGGGUUGCUGCCCCUGAAUUGGUAAUUUUAAGGAAAUUUUGCAGUUUUUGGUUAUUAUCUUGAAUAUUAUUAUAGAUAGAGAUAAACUGUAAACAGCCAUAAUGUUCAGCAAAGUAAGAUCUACAAAUAAGUUGUCAUGACCAAAAUUGUCAGUCGACCCCUUUAGGAGUUAUUGCCCUUUAUAGUCAAUUUUUAACAAUUUUUUGUAAAUUUUUGUGAUCUUUUACAAAAAUCUUCUCCUCUGAAACUACUGAGACAAAUUUAACCAUACUUGGCCAUAAUCAUUAUUAGGGUAUCUAGUUUAAAAAAUUUGUCUGAUGACCCUGCCUUCCAACCAUCAUGGCUGACUUGGUUAAACAUAAAACAUAGCGGUAAAAUGCAGUUUUUGGUUUAUAUCUCUGAAACUAAAGCAUUUAGAGCAAAUCUGACAAGUGGCAAAAAUGUUCAUCAGAUUUAGAUUUAUCUGCCAUAAAAUUUUCAAUCGAAUCCGACAACCUGUUGUUGGGUUGCUGCCCCUGAGUUAGUAAUUUUACAGAAAUUUUGCAGUUUUUUGUUAUUAUCUUAGAUAUCAUUAUAAUAUCUAAUAUCUAAUACUAUUAAUUAUGAUUUUAAUCUAUUUUACAUGAUUUCCAAAGUAUCAGUAAAUACAGGUGAGUGACACAGGCUCUUCAGAGCCUGUAGUUUAGCCAUGGCGUUGUCAGUUUAUUUUCAAUGUAUGAGUUUGACUGUCCCUCUGGUAUCUUUCGCCCCUCUUUUAAUUGUAAAGUGCUGUAAAAUGCAGAUUCUUGAAUCAUUCAACUGUUCAUCAUUGAAUUGUAUGUAUAGUAUUGAGUAAUUGUAUUCUUCAUUAUUUGUUAAUACAUUUUAUUUGUAAAGUAAUCCGGAAAUAUGAGUCAUUAGUCUAAUAUAGAUAAUUGAGACACUUGAUUGUUCAGUUAAGACGCAUGUAAAUACAUUUAAUUGUGAAGUAAUAUAGAAAUAUAAGUAAUAAGUCUUAUAUAGAUAAUUGAGACACUUGAUUGUUCGGUAUAGUCGAAUGUAAAUACAUCAGUAGUAUAUGUUGGAGUUUAAUGCUCAAGUAUUUAUAUGAUUGUUUAUAGCAUUUACAUGUUGGUUCUUGUGAAAUUAACUUGUUCAGUGCAUUCUUUUAUAAACGUGAUUAACAAUUUUGCUGUUCAGGAAUUAUGGUUGAUUGGAAAUUGACAGUUAAAUGGUGUUGGCUGUUCUUUUUUUGGAAAAUAACAAGCUUUAUAAAAGACUUAUAAACUGAUAGUUUAUAAAAAAGCAAACAUAAAUGAAAGAGUGUGACCUCAUUGUUAAGUUAUUGACUUUUUGACGGGAAAUGAUUUUCUCUAGAUCUUUCUAUUAUUUAACAUUAGCAGUUUAGCACCCUUUUACUUUUAAAAAACUUUAAAAAAAAAAAUAAAGAUUUUAAAAGAUUUUCAUGAAUGGCUUUUUAAUCCAAAUAUUAUAAACUUUGAAAUAAAAAGUAGGGGUUACAGGGCAAAGUUAAUAAUGGCACUACAUGGAUAAACCCGGGGUAUUCAGAAUCAAACAGAACCUUUUAUGUCAAAAUAAACAUGAUAGAGGCCCACCGAGUUUGAUAUAGCAAACUUUCAUUUUUCUUUUCGAUGGGUAUUGUCCUCAAUCGAUUUAACAUCAACACUUAUAAAUGUUAUGUACUGCCAGUUUGCUUUUAUCUUUGGUUGAUUUCAUUUUAUAGAGAAUUCUGAUGUAGAAUAUUUGACUGUUUAACAGACAGUUGUGUUAUAUUUUCUUAUUAAGUCAUUCUACGAAUACUCAUCUCAUUGAGAUAUCCCCUAAACAAUAUUUAUAGAUUUUCAAGUAGAGUUAACCAUAUAUAAACAUGUCACUUUCAAAACAUAUAUGCUAGAAAAUGUUUCUUUCUAUUUAACAUACAUCAUGCAAACUUAGCCUUACCAGAUAUAUUUUUUAAAAUUAUGUAUGUUGUAUGUAUGUAUUAUAGAAUGUUUUUGUUUACUUGAUGUGCAGUUAACCAUACAGAAACAUCAUAUGAAACAAAUAAAAAUAUCUUUUAUAUA
Mytilus californianus (California mussel) is the source of this 13531-nucleotide messenger RNA. RefSeq lists its product as uncharacterized. Bases 3204 to 5996 code for a protein of 930 amino acids. Gene Ontology annotation, biological process: regulation of apoptotic process. Gene Ontology annotation, molecular function: GTPase activity; protein binding; GTP binding. The record is from RefSeq and is a predicted model, not a curated record. The transcript is spliced from 14 exons. Lineage: Eukaryota; Metazoa; Mollusca; Bivalvia; Mytilida; Mytilidae.